Caenorhabditis angaria is the source of this 1054-nucleotide messenger RNA. The record is from the annotation of a GenBank genome assembly. NCBI's taxonomy places the organism in Eukaryota, Metazoa, Nematoda, Chromadorea, Rhabditida, Rhabditidae.
AUGGCGAAACGAUUGAAGUCUAACGCGCGAAAAAGUGCAGUCAACAAACUUGUUAAGAAAACAGACAACCGAAUGUAAGUCAGGCUAGGGUUUCAGCGAAAAAACAUCACGUUUUGCAGAAAAGAGGAAAAUCGUGUGAUCCGCACGCCUAAAGAAGACGAGCAAGCGCUCAAAUUGGUUCAUGCGCCGAAAAUCUCAUCGGCAAUGUUUAUGCGUUACAACACCCAGUUGGGCCCACCAUUUCACGUGUUGAUCGAUACGAAUUUCGUGAAUUUUGCGGUGAAGAAUCGAAUCGAUAUGUUCCAGGGAUUUAUGGAUUGUCUUUUUGCCAAAAGUGAGAGGUUUUUUCCAGAAUAGAAACGUAUAAAAAUGACACUGAAAUUAUGCCACGCUAAACUUCAUUUUUAAUGUCACGGGGAAAUUGUUUUUACGUGAUUUUUUUUUCAUUUCUAGAAUAAGUUCAAUUUUUCAGCGAUUCCGUAUGCUACCGACUGCGUGAUGGCCGAGUUGGAAAAAGUGCGAAAAUUCAAAAUUGCACUGAAAGUUUUGAAAGAUCCACGUGUCAAACGAUUGGCUUGUGAACACAAGGGAACGUAUGCUGAUGACUGUUUGGUGCAAAGAGUUACACAGGUAAGAAAUCUGAAAAUAUGGAAAAAAAAAUAGUUCAAGACGAUAAUUUUGAUCCUUUUUGGAUUCCUCAAUGAUCGAUCUGGAUAUCGUGAAUUAUUACCAAAAAUUUAUUAAAAAUAUCUUUAUUCAAAUCUAAAUUAAUUACAAACUAUAACAAUUUUGGCAUAUUAUUGCUUGGCAAGUUUUUUGUUCCGUGUGAUCUGAAAAAUUUCAAUUUUUAUAAAUUUUCGGCCACAAAAAACAUAAAAAUAUUCACAAUCUGGAAUUCUAAAUUUUUCAGCACAAAUGCUACAUUGUAGCCACUUGCGAUCGUGAUCUCAAAAGAAGAAUUCGAAAAAUUCCUGGCGUUCCAAUUAUGUACAUUGUGAAUCAUCGAUUUUCCAUCGAACGUAUGCCUGAUGCUUACGGUGCACCGAUGACGUAA